GAGCACCUACCUAACAAGCACAAGGCCCUGAGUUCAAACCCCAGUACCGCCAAAAAGAGAAAGAAAGAUAGUGCCUGGGUUUUUUGUUUUAGUGAUGGUAAUGGCACCGUUAAGCUGGCUAGGAAAACCAGGAGAAUGCAGAAGUUCUGAAGGGAAGAAUUAUUCUGCUGUGAGCACCUUGAGUUUCGGGUGUUAGCAUUGUGCAGGUGGAAACAGCUUGUCAGCAUACAGAGCUUGGGAGGUGGACUGACUGAAGACCAUGCGAGUCUGUAUGAGAGGUGUGAUGAUGUGAGAACGUGAGGAAUGAGAAGCAGAGAGGAGGGGGAGCCGGGAGCCAGGCUCGCAAAGGGGAGGAACAGUAAUCAGUAGUGGCUCAUCUAGCCAUGAGACCAUGAGGGAUAGUGGUAAGAAGUGACAGUUGGCUUGGACAGAGUUGAUUCACCAGUCUUGGUCAGUAGUCCACUGAUGCUGGGCAGGGCCAGCUGGCUGAGUAGGAGGUUUGUGAAGCUUUGGAGUGGCUGGGGUUGGAAUGCUGUGGGGAAAGUAGUUGACCAGAAGAGACUUGGUGAGUGCCUACGAGAUCUCAGCUGAUGUUAAGAGUCCUGCAUUUUCACUUGGGCCUAAGCUGUGGGCCUCAUUGAGAGGCCAUUUUAUUCCUCAGGACAUUCUGAGAAAGAACAUAGCUUCUAAUUCAAAUGUGUUACUGUCCGUCUGAGCAAGGAUUGUCUGAAAGGCCAUCAUAAUUUUAAAAUUAUGAGGCAUGGCUGAAACAGUAGAAUGGCUCAUUUAUUUUUCAGCUUGAUUUAUAUUUUCACAAACCUAAUCAAAGAUUUAUCAUGGUAAUGAGAAGUCAGAUUUUUUAGGUUCUACUUACAAUGGCCUUCUGAUAGGCUGCUGCAGGAAGAGAGAAUUGAUAAGCACUUUACAUGAUACCUCCUUAAACAAAAGUACAAAGUAACUUAACCUGGUGUAGCAUAAAUUUACGAUUGGAAAAAAAUACAUUUACUUAAAAAAAAAAAAAGAAUAGUAGCCAAUGGUCAGAGACUGUUAGGGAGCUUUGAGGAUUACGUGUGGAGUUUCUUGAAUUUUUCUUCAGCUUACCCCUAUUCAAAACUGCUACCCUAGCGGGGAGGGCUCCAGACAAGAGGAUUUAGGCUUUUCACCUGUCUCCGUAGUACUUGGCUUGACAUAGUGGGUAGGGGCACCUCCCGGAGGUCUUGUAUGAACAAGCAUCUGCAUUUGGUCUGAAUAGCUAGUAUUGGGAUGCUGUGGGACCACUGACCAGGUUUCCAAGCCCACGUCCUGCAUAGCAUCAUCAUCACCCUCAUCACUAGCAUUCCCGUGGUUUUUCCUGCAAUUACUUUAGGUUGAUCAUGCCAGCUACAAGGCAACUUUGUUGAAAUGUUAGUGGAACAGUAGCAGCUAUUGAAAUAUGAGCAACAUUGUGUCACGAUCUUCCUUUUAAUCCAGGAAUACUGAUAACAUGAUACUGAGAGAAGGGCACAAACUCAGUGCCUCGCCCUUGCUAGGCUGGCACUCUACCACUUGAGCCAUGCCCCCAGCCCAUUUUGCUUUAUUUUUCCAAUCUGGGCAUUCCAAUCUAGGCAUUUAUGUCCAGGCAGGUCUGGACCACAGUCCUUAGCUUCUGUUGGAGCUGGAAUGACAGGUGCACCCCCCCCAACCCCGUGCCCGGCUUUUUUUUAUUGAUUGAGAUAAGAAAAAUUUUUGGAUCUCUGCCUCCUGAGAAACUAGGAUCUCUAGGUGUGAAUGUGCCCAGCAGGAGAAGGGCUUUUGAUAACUGUUUACCUUUAAAGUGUCUUACGUGAAUCGAAAACUAUGUAAUUUUAACAAAAAAUUGCAUAAUUAUAUUCAAUCCAAUUUAAGAAGAGUUUAUAAUUACACCUUUGUUUUGUGAUUUAUUUUUUACCUCUCAGUGUUCCAUUAUAUCACUAAAAACUAGGCAGGUAACUCUGUAUUGCAGUGUGAGGCUCACAUCAGUGUCUCAAGAGCCUUGGGUCUAUUUUAAGGAGGUUUUUUCCUGCAUGUGUCCCUUUAUGGAUAUUGGCAUCAUGGAAAUUCAUUAGGGGGGCUGAUUUCUCUGAGGAACUCUUUCCCUUAUUUAUUUCACUUGAAAUGUGUGUAUUGGAAUAAAAUCAGUUAAGUCGAUUGGGUCAUGUCUUUGGUAUUUGAGUUCCUCGUGGCUGUGAAAGAGUUUGCUGCUGAGUUCCUGCCUUGAGAUCCUCAGCCCUGUGUCUGGCUCUCUGCCUGUCCUGUGCUUUCCUAGUUGUAAUGGUUGUGUUCAUACAAUCUCAGUUGGUGCAGUUAAUUUGGGCACAUUCAUUAAAAUCAGUAUUUACAGACUAGCUUCUUUCAAUACUAAGUAUGGCCAGGUUUUAGUGUUGUUUGUUCUUGUUUCUGGUUACUCUUUCAUAACCUUUGUGUCUUUUUCCCUCUGCAGACUCAAGCAGGCAUUGUCCCACCUUCAGGGCACCAUCACCACAGGGUCUGCUCUCCUGCCAGUCAUUUAUGUGUCCUUCACAGGGUUUUUUCCUACCAAGGACUUGAUUGGAGUGCUCACAGUCACUUGUGGGUACAUGUGUGCAUUCCCAUGUUAACAAGAGGUCACAGUGGAAAACCUGGAAAGGUCUAGUCUCGGGAUUGAAAGCAGCAUUAGCAGGCAGUGUGUAUUUAAUUGUUUCUCCAUAUAUACACUGAAUCAGAAUUUUUGGGUGCAGUUAUUUGUACACCCACUCACGGGAUUCUUGGGUAGCCAAGCUAGAGGAGCACAGAGAAUGACUGAACCAGUCAAGCUGGGCAGAGUCAUCCUGAAUAGCAGCCACAGAGAAGCAAUUAUCUGUCUUCAUUAAUGGGUAGGUGAUGCUGAGAACAGGAACCCCACUCUCAAAGCACCAGAGCACUGGCAUUAGUGACUUUAAAAAAAAAAAAAAGAGGCUUAACUUAAAAUAGGGUAAGAUAGGGCAUUACUGCACUGAGAGACUAGUACACCGCCCUAAAAAAGGCACAUUCCUUAGCGGAAGGGUAGUGCGGUGUGGGAACCCUUGUGUUUCGAUACGUCACUGAGUCACAACCUUGUGCCCGGUGCCCCUCCUUUUGCACUCUCUGUCCGGAUAUGAAAUGCACAGAGAGCAUAAUGUCUGCAUUCAGGGUUUGACAUGGCUGUAAAGCUUUGUUUACGAAUUGUGUACAUGUGUCUCCAGUCCUUUUCCCCAUCGUAUGAUUUGGGGAGUUGAAAGAUGGUCCUCAGAGUGUCUGCUGCAAAACACUUUGGAAGAAAAGGAAUAUUUACAGGUCAUGAAACGCGUGCGUACGGAGCAGGUCCAGGUGGCGGUGUCCUGCUACCUCAAACGCCGGCAGUACGUGGACUCAGACGGUCCCCUGAAGCAAGGCCUGAGGCUGUCACAGACCCCUGAGGAGAUGGCAACCAACCUCACAGUCCAGUCAGAAUCUGGUUGUGCCAACAUGGUGUCUGCAGCCCCCUGCCAGGCAGAGCCCCAGCAAUAUGAAGUACAGUUUGGACGGCUGCGAAGUUUUCUCACUGAUUCUGAUUCCCAGCACAGCCAUGAAGUGAUGCCUCUCCUGUACCCCCUCUUUGUCUACCUCCAUCUCCACCUGGUCCAGAACAGCCCCAAGAGCACCGUGGAGAGCUUCUACAGCCGCUUCCAUGGGAUGUUCCUGCAGAAUGCAGCUCAGAAGGACGUCAUCGAGCAGCUGCAGACCACGCAGACUGUCCAGGACAUCCUGUCAAACUUCAAGCUUCGCGCAUUCCUAGACAACAAGUAUGUGGUCCGUCUCCAAGAAGACAGCUACAACUACCUGAUCCGCUACCUCCAAAGCGACAACAACACUGCCCUGUGCAAGGUCCUCGCUGUGCACAUUCACCUGGAUGUGCAGCCUGCCAAGAGGACAGACUACCAGCUGUACGCCAGCGGAGGCUCCUCGCGCAGUGAGAGUGGUGGCCUGGAGCCCCCGGAGGUGCCCAACCCUAUCCUGCCCAACGAGGCAGCCCUGGAGGUCCUGCAGGAGAGCAUCAAGCGUGUCAAGGACGGGCCCCCCUCCCUCACGACCAUCUGCUUCUACGCCUUCUACAACACAGAGCAGCUGCUGAACACCGCGGAGAUCUCCCCCGACAGCAAGCUGCUCGCUGCAGGGUUUGACAGCUCCUGCAUCAAGCUCUGGAGCUUGCGGUCCAAGAAGUUGAAGUCAGAGCCCCACCAUGCGGAUGCAUCCCGCAUCCACCUGGCUUGUGACACUCUGGAGGAGGAGGAGGAUGAGGAGGACAGCGUGGGCACGGAGAUGAAGGUGCUGCGGGGCCACUCUGGACCAGUGUACAGCACGCGCUUCCUCGCAGACAGCUCAGGGUUGCUCUCUUGUUCUGAAGAUAUGUCCAUCAGGUACUGGGACCUGGGCAGUUUCACCAACACUGUGCUGUACCGAGGGCACGCCUACCCUGUGUGGGACCUGGACAUCAGCCCCUACAGUCUGUACUUUGCCAGCGGCUCCCAUGACCGCACUGCCAGGCUGUGGUCCUUCGAUCGGACGUACCCACUGCGGAUCUAUGCAGGGCACUUGGCGGAUGUGGACUGUGUCAAAUUCCACCCCAACUCAAACUACUUAGCCACAGGCUCAACCGACAAGACCGUGAGGCUGUGGAGCGCCCAGCAGGGGAACUCAGUGAGGCUCUUCACUGGCCACCGGGGCCCUGUGCUCUCCCUUGCCUUCUCUCCCAAUGGUAAGUACUUGGCGUCCGCAGGCGAGGACCAGCGGUUGAAGCUGUGGGACUUGGCCUCCGGGACCCUUUUUAAAGAACUGAGAGGCCACACGGACAGCAUCACCAGCCUGGCCUUCAGCCCUGACAGCGGCCUGGUGGCUUCUGCCUCCAUGGACAACUCUGUGCGUGUCUGGGACAUCAGGAAUACCUGCUGCAGCGCGCCUGCUGACGGCUCCUCGGGUGAGCUCGUGGGUGUGUACACCGGGCAGAUGAGCAAUGUUCUGAGUGUGCAGUUCAUGGCCUGCAACCUCCUUCUGGUGACGGGAAUCACACAAGAGAAUCAGGAGCAUUGAUUUUUUAUGUAGGGUGGAGUGGACUGGGAGGGCUGGAAGGCCUCUGGCUACAGCCGUGGACAUGCUGAGACUGAAUCACUGAUUGUGAAGGAGCCCCUCCCUGCCUCCAGGCGCUCACUGGGCAGCUCCUGCACACAGCCCACAGGGCCACAGGGCUGCAGAGGGGGUGACACCUGGACUCCAGGUGAGAACUAGAGGUCGGGUACCGGUUCUCAGAGAACGCACCAGACCUCUGGGUGUAGUACCUCCCCAGCUACACUCAUCCUGUCCUCCCCCGUGGGUGUAGGUGGUGCCUUCUGUGGGCCACCCCCAGCAAGGGAGGCAGGGACAGCAACUAGGAAAGGAAGAGGUGAUCCUUUUCCAUAUAAGAGAGAACCAGGAUUCUUUUAUUAUUAUUAUAACUAUAAUUAUUAUUGUUGAGAAGAGGAAACCUAGCACUGGCAGAGGGGCCUUCUCUGCUUUUAUCUUUCAGGUUUGACUCCUGGCACUGGCUGUGAAACUUGGAACUUUGAGGUUCAGGGAAUUCAGAGAAUUUGGUGGCCCAGUGUUUAGGGAGAAAGGGAAGUCUGGGGUGUAGAUUGACCCUGCCUGAUGACGUGUUUCUUGAAGUGGGUGGGCAAGUUGACUGGACAUUGAGCUGUUGCAGUGAUAAUGAGAAAGAUUCUUUUCUUGGCUGCACGUCUGUCAAUAAUUUUUUCCCCUGAAACAGAAAGAUUAUGAGGGGCUGGGGGUGUAGCUCAGUGGUAGAGCACUUGCCUAGCAUGUGUGAAGCCCUAGGUGUGAUCCCUAGCACCAAAAAAGUAAAAAGAUUAUGCUGAAGAGUAAUUUGGAAUAAGUCACAAGAUAGGUUUAGGAAGUGUUGGGUUUCAGAUGAACAUGGCUUUUGGUGUCUUCCUGCAAUGACCCCCACCCUGCACUGCAGCACCAGUCUCAUGAACGAAUGUGUUGUGAGCAAGCGCACGUAGCGUACAUAUCAAACAUGCGCCAGAAAAGCAAGUUCUAGUG
Messenger RNA from Castor canadensis (American beaver), 6087 nucleotides. The record is from RefSeq and is a predicted model, not a curated record. Lineage: Eukaryota; Metazoa; Chordata; Mammalia; Rodentia; Castoridae.